AUGAAUUCCAAGACCGCUAAAGGUAUAAUUGGUGGCAAGUGGAGCUUAAAGUCGGGUAGCUCCAGACCUGAGAAUGAUCUCGAGAAGUACAAGCAAGAGAAUGCAGCCCUGAGAAAAUCCUUGGAGGAAGCUGUGAAAGGGAAAGGCAAAAUGAGUGACCCGGAAAAGGACGGGCUGCGAGAGAAAAUACUUUCCCUUGAAAAAGAAAAAGAAAAACACAACCAUAUUCUCGAAGAGAAGGACAAAGAAAUCCAAAACCUGAAGGACAAGCUUAGAUCCAAACCCAAUAGCAGUGACGUCUUCUUGUUACAAAGUCAACUAGAGGAAAAAACAAAGGAAGCAGAAAAAAGAGAACAGUUAUUUUCUUCUCUAUUGGAAGAAAUGAACCGGUUAAAAUGUAAUUUAUCCACUGUUACUGCAAAAUGUUCUGAGCUUGAAAACAGAGCUGGUACUUCUCAGGCAUCCCAGGAAGCUGUAACAAACAGCACUGGAUCACCAACUAAUCUUUAUGAAGUUGAAAAACAAUUGAAAGAUGCUCUUGAGAAAAACCAACAGUGGCUACUGUAUGACCAGCAACGUGAAGCGUAUGUCAGGGGAUUGCUUGGAAGGAUCUUUGAACUUGAACAGAAGUUGGAAAUAGUUAGCCCACAAGAAUCAAAAGAUUUCAACUCGGAAGGUCAUCUACAGGAGGAAAAGCAAAAAUAUUAUGACCAGCUGUUACUAACCGCUAAGAGUGAUCUUGAGACAGAAAGACGCACUGUAACCCAGCUGAGAUCCGAACUUAAUGAAUUCAGAAAGAAGUAUGAAGAAACAAACCAAGAAAUAACGAGUUUAAAUGCCUUAAUGCAGUCUCAACAGGUUGCUGAAAUGAAGACUCUAGAAAAUGAAAAUAAAAUUAAAGAAGAGAAAGUGCAGAGACUUAAACAAGAAAAUGAAACUAUUAAAGGACAGCUCAGAGAAGAAAAGAAAAAGUCUGAAGAUCUUUUAUGUCAGGUGCAACUUCUUCAUAAAUCAUUGCUCAAACAGCAGGAGGAACACACUAGGAUAGCUUUAUUGGAACAACAGAUCCAGAUAUGCACCACAGACUUUGAGAAUGAAAAACUUGAUCGCCAGAACUUGCAGCAUCAGUUAAACAAAGUCCUUAAGGAACUGCGCAAGGCCAGGGAGCAAAUAACCCGUCUGGAACCUCUGAAACUUCAGGAAUCUGGACGUAUGGAACCACAAGAAGACUUGCAAGCUGUGUUUGAAGAGAAACUGACCACAUAUGACAGAAGUCCUUCCCUGAAACAUUCAAGCUUUCUUGAUGAAAGUUUUCUUGAGUGCCCCAGGUGUAAAGUGCAGUAUCCAACAAGCCAGCACAGAGAAUUACUAGCACAUAUUGACUUUUGUACAGCUUGA
Messenger RNA from Charadrius vociferus (killdeer), 1398 nucleotides. It is a transcript of the gene CEP55, whose product is annotated as centrosomal protein 55kDa. The record is from RefSeq and is a predicted model, not a curated record. Gene Ontology annotation, biological process: mitotic cytokinesis; regulation of phosphatidylinositol 3-kinase/protein kinase B signal transduction. NCBI's taxonomy places the organism in Eukaryota, Metazoa, Chordata, Aves, Charadriiformes, Charadriidae. The coding region runs from base 1 to 1398 and encodes 465 amino acids. The transcript has 8 exons.